CAGAGUCCCUCCCCCUGCAGCCGUGUGCUGAGUAGAGUAUAAAAACAGUGACGGGGAGCCAUUCAUCGCUAGUCCCAGUGUGUGCAUGCAUGUGUACUUGUGCAUGUAUGUGUCAGUCACAUUGCAUGAGACACAUGGCUGUUGGUUUGUGAAUCAGAUAUCCCAGAGAAACACUAAGGGUGUGUGUGAGGCAGACAGAGAGAGAGAGAGAGAGAGAGAGAGAGAGAGAGAGAGAGAGAGAGAGAGACGAAGGGUAUCUGCAGAAAGCUUCCAGAUCUCAGAAGCCAUGGAAGAAUUUGCCCUGUCCUUCUGGAUUUACAUGGGAGUGAUGUCCAUGUUCCUCGGCGGGGCCGUGCGGAAGAUGCUGGCAGUGCAGCUCCGAGCAGCGCCUACACUGCUGGCCUGGCUGGGGGCCACGGUGCUGGUGGAGAGACUGUGCUCCCUGUGGCUCCCUGGCGCUCUGCUCCUGGGUCUGCUGGGGGCCGCCUGCUGUCUCUGUGCCCCCCGGCGUGGGCUCCCCGCUGAGGGAAAGGUGCUCUUCAUAACAGGCUGUGACUCAGGGUUUGGAAAAGCCGCCACUCAGCGCCUGGACUCACUGGGCUUCGAGGUCAUCGCCAGUGUGCUGGACCUGGAGGGACCAGGGGCUGCAGAGCUGCGGCGCACCUGCUCCUCCCGCCUUACCCUGGUAAAGAUGGACAUCACUCAGCACGACGACGUUCAAAACGCCCUCGCCUGCACCAAGGUCAAGCUGGGCCUCCGAGGUUUGUGGGGACUUGUCAACAAUGCGGGGGUCUGUGUGAACUUUGGCGAUGCCGAGCUCUCGCUCAUGACCACCUACAGGGGCUGUAUGGAGGUCAAUUUCUUCGGGACUCUGAGUGUCACUAAGGCAUUUCUGCCACUGGUCCGACAAGCCAAAGGGAGGAUCAUCACUGUCUCGAGCCCUUCAGGUGAGCAACCAUUUCCCUGCUUGGCAGCGUACGGUGCUUCAAAAGCUGCCCUCAGCCUCUUCAUUGACACCUUGCGCCAUGAGCUGGAGCCCUGGGGGGUUAAGGUCUCCACUAUCCUUCCAGCUUCCUUUAAGACAGCUCAGACCAGUAACUUUGCAUACUGGGAAGAACAGUACAAGAAGCUCCUCCAGGAAAUGUCACCUGGUCUUCUGGAGGAGUACGGAGAAGAAUACCUGCUGGAAACCAAGGAACUCUUCCAGAUUCAUGCCAAGACGGCGAGCGAAGACCUGAGCCCUGUAAUCAACGCUAUCACCGAUGCUCUGACGGCACGGCAACCCAAAGUUCGCUACUACGCCGGGCCCGGGGUGGCCCUCAUGUACUUCAUACACACCUACUUCCCCACAUCCUUCAGCGACAGGUUCCUGCAAAGGCUCUUUGUCAAGAAGAAAGUGGUGCCCCUGGCUCUGCGGAGACAAGUCCAGCAGCAACGAGAGUGAAACCACAGGGGACGCAAGUUGUAGCCAUCUCUGGCCUUUGGACUGUGGGUGGUGCUUGUCAGUACACAACCUCUGUGUCCACACAUAGAUGUACCAACUGGUAUAAAUGCGAUCUUGGUGCUAACUGGAUGUACACGCAUGUAUACGUGUAUGUGCAUGCGCGCACACACACACACACACACACACACACACACGCACACACAC
Messenger RNA from Scleropages formosus (Asian bonytongue), 1648 nucleotides. Its product is annotated as corticosteroid 11-beta-dehydrogenase isozyme 2-like. The record is from RefSeq and is a predicted model, not a curated record. Lineage: Eukaryota; Metazoa; Chordata; Actinopteri; Osteoglossiformes; Osteoglossidae. Gene Ontology annotation, biological process: glucocorticoid metabolic process. Gene Ontology annotation, molecular function: 11-beta-hydroxysteroid dehydrogenase (NAD+) activity. Gene Ontology annotation, cellular component: intracellular membrane-bounded organelle. The coding region runs from base 86 to 1444 and encodes 452 amino acids. The transcript has 5 exons.